AUGUCCAUUAAAGAUGUUGAACAAGAGUGGCUCCGAUCAGUUAAGCUUCAAGUGUUUGCUUUGUGCAUACUUCUCUGUCAUGCCCCCUGCAAUGGCCUAAACUGCUCAAAGGCCACCCAGCCCGCGCUGCUGUCCGCGCUGGAGCCAGUGUUCAAUCUGAACGCCAUCCGCCCCGUCAUGGACAUGGACACCCCCACGAACGUCACCAUCUACUUCACCCUGUACGGCAUCCUCGGAGUGGUGAGUCGCCUUCAUAUGAGCUGA
Messenger RNA from Knipowitschia caucasica, 264 nucleotides. Lineage: Eukaryota; Metazoa; Chordata; Actinopteri; Gobiiformes; Gobiidae. The record is from the annotation of a GenBank genome assembly.